AUGAUGACUGACCGUAACCACCGUCCGCAGGCGAAUGUCCUUCUGAUCAACGACAGUGGCGCGGUCUUCGUGGAGUCUGUCAACACAAAGAUGGAACAGAAGACGGGAGGUUACAUCGCAUCGCUUCUCCGUCCCAUUCUCAAGAAAGCCGGACCGGAAAACGUGGUGGCAUUUUGCAUGGACGGCGGCUCGAACUAUGUGGUGGCGUGCAGGGAGCUGAUGGAGGAUUACCCCCACAUUGAGCACGUACCUUGUGCUACCCACGUCCUCGAUCUCAUGAUGGAGGACGUUGGGAAGAUGGACUGGGUGUCGAACCUCAUCUCCCGCGGGAACGAGAUCAUCACCUUCACGCGCAGCCACCACUUCACGCGGGGGUAUCUGCGCAGCCCCAUGGUCAAUGGCGGGAAGGGCAAGCAGGUCUUGAAACCCGCAGGCACUCGCUUCGGCACGCAAUUCAUCGCUAUUUCUCGCCUUUGCGAAGUCCGCCUUGCCCUCGUGCAGAUGGUUUUAAGUGAGGAAUGGGAGGUCUGGGCAGCAGGCGCAAGGAGUAAGAGUGCGGCCACUUUCCGCGAGCACAUCAUGGACGAGACUUGGUGGAAGACGGUCGAGUUCUUCACCAAGCUCAUGGCGAAGCCGUUCGCCGUCAUGCGGGCUACGGAUGCCACGAGAAAGGGGAUGAUGGGGCGCCUCUACGACUCCAUGCUGCAGCUCACCGAGGACGUAGAUGACAUCCUCGAUAAGCACUCCGCGGGGUACCUGACGAGGGCAGAGGUUAAGGAGAUCCGCCUCAUCGUGAAGGACCGGUGGGACAAGUCCCACCUUGCUCCGUGCGCAAUCCGCAAUCUUUCGCAGCCGGUGUCCGCGUCGCCCUGUGAGCGCAAUUGGUCCAUGUGGGACGCGGUCCACACGGCAAGGCGCAACCGCCUUUGGUCUGAGAAGUGCAGGGACCUCCUAUAUGGCUACAACGUGGAGGAGGAUGGGGAGGAGGAGGAGGUUGGGAAGGAGGAGGACAUGGUUCUUGAGGAUGAGUAUGCAUAG
This is a messenger RNA of Closterium sp. Naga37s-1, 1038 nucleotides long. The record is from the annotation of a GenBank genome assembly. Lineage: Eukaryota; Viridiplantae; Streptophyta; Zygnematophyceae; Desmidiales; Closteriaceae.